CUCGGGACGGUGCCCCCGCCACGAUGAGCAUGCGGAUACCCUCUCGACAGCUGGCCCGGCCAGCCGCCGUGCUCAAUGGCCUCCGCACCGCCUUCCUCCCCAUCCGCACCCUCACCUCCUCCGCCCCCCGGAACGCCGACAAGAAGAACGACAAGAAGACCACCAAGAAGGCCGACAACCACGAUGACGCCGCCACCUCCGAGCAGAACUGGAACCCCAUCCUCGCGCAAUACAACGCCAAGCAGGAAGCCAGCAAACCCAAGCCCACCUCCAAAACCGCAGCCAUCGCGCCGCGGCCCUUCGUGCCCCCGGGCUCCCUGCCUCCAACCUCCAUCUUCGACGUCGUGCCGGAGCGCACCGCCGCCGAAAAGGCCGUCCUGGAGCGCCGCGCCAAGCUCGACAGGCUCUACCAGACCGACGCGCCGGGCCUGCCCUCCACCACCGAACCCGCAGAGGAACAGCCCACCACGGCCGCCGCCGCCGCCGCCGCCGCCGCCGCCGAACAAGACGCUGACGAGCCCGCCAAGCUCCUCGACCGCCGCAUCGCCGCCUUCGCCCUCGACCCCAACCCCGCCGCCCGCCGCCGCUGGGAGCGCAAGCGCGUCAUCCGCACCAUCGCGCGCCGCGGGCGGCUGUCCAAGACCGAGCUGCUGGCGCGCACGGAGCGGCGCGCGGACUUCAAGUCGCCGUUCCUCAACACCUCGGUCAAGAAGCUGACGAAGCUGGCGAACCAGAUCGCGGGCAAGCCCGUCGCGCAGGCGCUGGUGCAGAUGCGGUUUAGCAAGAAGAAGGUCGCGCGCGAGGUGCUGCGGGCGCUGGAGAUGGCGCGGGAUGCGGCUGUGGUCAAGCAUGGGAUGGGGCUGGGGAAGGCCGAGGGGAGGACGGGCGGCGCGGUCGAGGUCGAGGAUAGGCACGGGAGGAAGAGGGUGGUCCGGGAUCGGACCGAGAUGUAUGUGGAGCAGGCGUGGGUGGGCAGGGGCGCGUAUGCGAAGAGCAUGAUGGCGAGGGCGAGGGGCAGGGCGGAUGUGUUGAGGCAUCCGACGACGAGUAUCUCGUUCGUGCUCAAGGAAGAGGCGACGCGUAUCCGGCUUAGCGAGGAGUAUAAGAAGAAGCGCGACAAUCGCAAGCUCUGGGUUCAGCUUCCCGAUCGGCCCAUCACGGCCCAGAGGCAGUAUGCUUUGUGGUAGUCCCUUGAGAAGACAAUGAAGGGAGUGGUGAGCGUGGUGAAAGCUAGAAAACUGGGUAGAUGUCUCGAGGGUAGCUCUCUACCUGGGCCCCCUCUGUAUAUCGGCGUGUAGCAUAGGCCGGGCUUGUAGAAACCUUGUACAAUAAGACUUCUUCCUGACUACGCCCCUUUGCUGCUUGCAUUUGCCAUUCUCCCCUACUUUGAUCACAAAUGGUUGCGCGUUUCAGCCAAGG
Molecule: messenger RNA, 1419 nt
Organism: Mytilinidion resinicola
Lineage: Eukaryota; Fungi; Ascomycota; Dothideomycetes; Mytilinidiales; Mytilinidiaceae
Product: ribosomal protein L22
Exons: 3
Coding region: 24-1187 (387 amino acids)
Biological process (GO): translation; ribosome assembly
Cellular component (GO): mitochondrial large ribosomal subunit; ribosome
Molecular function (GO): structural constituent of ribosome
Source: RefSeq, a predicted model, not a curated record